ACGAGCUAUUGAAAUAUCUGCUGAAGCUACUUCCUGCGGGAGCGAGUUCCAUUCGGUAUCUGAUGUGCGGGAGAAUGAGAACGAAGACUGUGAAUUGUUUAAAGAAGGUGCGGGAAUCGGGAGCAAGAGAUUUGCUGGUGAGAGUUCGUCUGUGGGUAUCUCUGAGUCCGUCGUCGCGCUACUCGUCGCCGAUAUCAUAUUUAGUCCCGCCCUCCCUGUCGUGGUCGUCGUGGUCGGUGUCGUAGUCGUAAUUGUCUGUUAGUAAGACAUGAGUGGCUUCGAAGAAACAAAAGCAGAGUGACACCGCAUGCAAACCACGUGCUUUACCCCGCAUCAUUCUCUUCCACGAUGUCGAUAGUUACAAUCCGCAAUGUCGAGUUCUUCAACAACCCAGCAAGAUUCUUGGAUCCUUAUCACUUUCGCGUCACUUUCGAGUGUAUAGCGCCACUUAAAGACGAUCUAGAAUGGAAGCUCAUCUAUGUAUCUUCACCAGGGAAUGAAGAACUAGACCAAGAACUAGACGACUGCCUCGUAGGUCCAGUCCCAGUCGGCGUAAACUCUUUCGAGUUCGAGGGUCUCGCUCCUGAUCCUGCAAAAAUACCAACAGAGGACGUCCUGGGCGUCGCUGCCCUUAUCCUUACAGGAUCCUAUCGUGAUCAAGAGUUUGUACGCGUUGGGUAUUAUCAGAACACGGAGUACGAUAACGAGGACAUGAAAGCCACUCCUCCGGAGAAAAUUCAGUUUGAUAGACUCGUACGCGAUAUAAGCACAAAACUACGCGUCACCCGCUUUCAAAUCAAGUGGGACGUCGUGCCACAAUCACAAGGUCACGCCGCUGCAGGCGCUGCUGCAUCAGCUGCCGUUCCCUCUGCAAACGACCUAGAUGGUGAUGAUGUGGAUCGUACUAGUACUUAGAUUCAAUGUAUUCUUCCUGCAUUAUACCUACGCGCCUUCAUUUAUCGAACACUAUGCUAACGGCUUGCUCCUGUAUAAAAGCACAUACGCAGAUGCGUCCUCCCCUCCUC
Molecule: messenger RNA, 1025 nt
Organism: Suillus bovinus
Lineage: Eukaryota; Fungi; Basidiomycota; Agaricomycetes; Boletales; Suillaceae
Product: anti-silence-domain-containing protein
Exons: 4
Coding region: 349-915 (188 amino acids)
Biological process (GO): DNA replication-dependent chromatin assembly
Cellular component (GO): nucleus
Molecular function (GO): histone binding
Source: RefSeq, a predicted model, not a curated record